Messenger RNA from Antrostomus carolinensis (chuck-will's-widow), 772 nucleotides. RefSeq names its product intraflagellar transport 46 (gene IFT46). Gene Ontology annotation, cellular component: intraciliary transport particle B; microtubule organizing center; motile cilium. The transcript is spliced from 8 exons. NCBI's taxonomy places the organism in Eukaryota, Metazoa, Chordata, Aves, Caprimulgiformes, Caprimulgidae. The annotation marks the transcript as partial. Gene Ontology annotation, biological process: intraciliary transport; cilium assembly. The record is from RefSeq and is a predicted model, not a curated record.
AACCCACCCCAAGUUAAUCUUUGCCCGCAUUUCUCCUCCGUUCUUUAGUGACUUCAAUCUUGAGGAUUACGACUACUUGCCAGUCUCUUCUGAAAUCAAAGAAGUCUUUGAGUACAUCAAGAGGUACAUUCCCAAAAAUAUUGAGAUCAAGUGCAAGCUGCAGCCCUUUAUUCCAGACUUUAUCCCUGCGGUCGGAGACAUCGACGCCUUCCUAAAGGUGCCUCGUCCCGACGGGAAGCCCGAUAACCUCGGCCUGCUGGUCCUGGACGAGCCGUCGACCAAGCAGUCGGAUCCCACUGUGCUCUCCCUGUGGCUGACAGAGAACUCCAAGCAGCACAACGUCACCCAGCAGAUCAAAGUGAAGAGUUUGGAGAAUGCAGAGAAGAACCCCAAAGCCAUCGAGAGCUGGAUUGAAAGCAUCAGUGAACUGCACCGCUGCAAACCUCCCGCCACGGUCCACUACAGCAGGCCCAUGCCCGACGUCGAGACCCUCAUGCAGGAAUGGUCACCGGAAUUUGAGGAGCUCUUGGGCAAGGUGGGCCUCCCGACUGCGGAGAUGAGCUGCGACCUGGCUGAGUACAUCGACAUGAUAUGUGCCAUCCUGGACAUCCCCGUGUACAAGAGUCGCAUCCAGCCCCUGCACCUCCUCUUCUCCCUCUACUCGGAGUUCAAGAACUCGCAGCAUUUCAAGCCCCUGGCCGAUGGGAAGAAGGAGCCACCGUCCAACCCACCUUCACGAGCGGCAGAUGCGGAAGCGUUAAGCUUCACUUGA